Molecule: messenger RNA, 3169 nt
Organism: Anneissia japonica
Lineage: Eukaryota; Metazoa; Echinodermata; Crinoidea; Comatulida; Comatulidae
Product: adhesion G-protein coupled receptor G6-like
Exons: 14
Coding region: 548-2746 (732 amino acids)
Biological process (GO): cell surface receptor signaling pathway; G protein-coupled receptor signaling pathway
Cellular component (GO): membrane
Molecular function (GO): G protein-coupled receptor activity
Source: RefSeq, a predicted model, not a curated record
AUUGUUGCAGCAUACGUCUGAACUGAUUGCAAUAAUUUAGCAAUGACGUUAAUUGGGAAACUCAUACAAGUAGGCCUAAAUGCAGUCACAAGAAAAUGAGGUAAUGAUGGAGUGGACAGAAUAUUACGGAAGUAAAAUAGUGACAGAAAAAAAUGAUGAUGUAACUUUAACGAGAAAAGUAGUGAUGAUAAUUGAUGAUAAGAACUAUUUCAGAAGCUCUGUGAUUCAAAGUACCGUUCAUCAUAAGUGUUUAUGGAAUAGUAUCUACUUGUGACCCAACAACAGACUAUAGUAAUAGCAUUGACGAUUCAUAUUAGUAUAGAGGGCGUCAUCUAACGAACAUAUCAUUAUACGUCAUACUUUGGACCAAUCCGAUACUCUGUAAGUUAUGUAUCACUAGCUUAAUCUUGUAUCGACUAGUGUUGCAAGACUAGAGUUAAAAGUUCCGAUACUUGAGGGCAAGCAAAUACUUUCUUAGUCACGAAUACUAGACGACUUUACAUGCGAGAAGUCCAAGUCGUUUGAAUCAGUCUUACCUAAUAUAGAAAUGCGUUUAUUACACCUUCUAGUUAUUUUCUUGGUCUCUAAUAUUACAGAGCAGCAACGAGCAAGUUGUCGAGGGUCGUGUUCCAGCUUCGUAUCAUCCAGACCAUGUCAGUGUGAUUCAUCGUGUAAAAAUGGGUAUCUACUUGAUUGUUGCCAUGACUACCUCUUAUAUUGUUCAGAUAGAAUACCUCCCGUCUUAAUCUGUCCACCCAGCAUCGUAAAAAUACUGCCAGCGAAUCAGCAUGCGAUGUCUGUAACAUGGGGGAAACCAAUAGCACAAGAUAAUCGUGCUGACACUGUCAUCGUUAGCGUAUCUCGGCCCCCGGGCAGCUGGUUUGGUCUCGGGACCACGCUUAUCACCUACCAUGCCGUCGACACGUCACAGAAUCAUGUUAGCUGCUCAUUUAACGUCACUAUUCGAGAAAUGACGUUAGACAAUGAGGAUGAUGGUGUAAGGAUCAAUUUGGGGUCGAUUACACUUCAAAACGCUGUGAAUGUGAUGAACCAGCUGGAGGCGUUUACAGAGGGCGCUCAACUCGACUCAGAAGGUUUUGUACUGGUUGCAAAUGUAAUGGACAAAGUUAGUGUUUUCGAGGAAGCAUCGGUCAAGCUUACUGGUUCUGUAGUGAAAGUAGUAGACAAUGUGAUUGAGAGUGGGACUGUGCAUUCGGCCGAAGCUUCUUCAACUAUCGUCAAGUCAUUAGAUCGAAUAAUAUCUAUGACACACACAAUGCAAGACAACUUUGUUUUGGAUGAGCCACACCUAUCGGUGACAGCACGGUCUUAUGGCGGUAUUGCCGUGCACGAAGGUAUUAGUUUUGCUGUCGCCCGCUCUAACGGAUCCGUACAUGGAAUUCUCGGGAAGAGUAAUGUUAACAUCUACAAUGGAAUCCCCGACGAUGACAUAGACGUAGCAUGUACCUUACCAGGAGAGAUCGGAAGAUUUGUUGGCAUUGAGGAUGCGUCUCAAAAACUUGACGUCAGUUAUACAGUUUUUGCCGAUGAUUCACUAUUUGUUUCUUCUUUGACGUCUCAAAAAAACACAUCAAUGAGGAUACUUAGUCGUGUUUUGGCCAUCAAUGUUCCUAAUGUCGAAGUUCACGGACUAAAAGAUCCAAUCAGAGUUUCUUUUGGCGUGGAAAAAAAUACAGUGUACAAAAAAGCAACGUGCGUGUUUUGGGAUUUUGGUCUACAACGAGGUGUAGGAGACUGGAGUACAGCCGGCUGCAUAACCAAUAAGGAAAAUGGAAUGAUAACAUGUAACUGUAAUCACCUUACACAUUUUGCAGUACUGGUUGAAUUUAGAGACUCGGAUGUGUCUGGAAAUACUCUAUUGGCUCUUGAAUUAAUCAGUCGUCUCGGUUGCUUAGUGUCCAUCGCUUGUUUAUUUGCAACAUUGAUUGCAUUUAUUGCAAUUCCGAGACUCCGUUCACAAGAGCCUCAGAGGAUAUUGAUUAACCUCAGUAUAUCACUCCUGUGCCUGUACAUUUUGUUCGUCAUAGGUAUCGAUAAGGCUGGGGUUAUCUCACCGAGGACGUGCAUGGCCGUCGGAAUGCUGCUCCACUAUUUUACUCUGACGACUAUUGUAUGGACAGGCGUUGAGGCUAUAAAUCUAUAUCUAAAUCUUGUAAAAAUUUUCAAAUCUGAUAUUUACAUGUUCCUUCUAAAGGCUUGCAUUUUCGCUUGGGGAACACCUGCAAUUAUUGUGAUAUUUAUGAUUGGAUGGUCGGAUACCAGAGAAAGCUACCGCAACCCACAAUAUUGCUUUAUGGUACCUGGUGUUGCGUUCUUCGUCAGUAUCAUCGUCCCAGUCGCAAUCGUGCUUACCUUCAAUCUUAGUGUCUUCUUUCGCGUUUUGUUAGUACUGUUUCGGAGCAGCAGGUUGCCGAAAAAAUCCGUGAAUUCUCGUUUCAAGAGGUUGUCUCAACGAGCACAGAAUGCUAUAGGUAUUUCCGUUCUACUAGGUCUUUCGUGGUUCUUCGGCUUCAUGACCUUUGACACGGAACAUGAUUAUAUAUUCGAUAUUCUAUUUUGUUUAAUGAAUUCUCUUCAAGGGUUGUUUAUUUUUGUGUUUUUCUGUUUGAAACAGAAAGAGGUUCGAACAAUAUGGGUGAGCAAACUUAGUAAUUAUUCUAUAUCUAGGCCAACUGGAAGCUCAUAUAUCGAACAACCAUUUAAACGCAUCGAAAUUAGAUCUUAGCAUAAACUGAUAUGAAUUCAAGAAAGUAUAUUAUCAAUAUCAACAUGGACAUCAAACUUAAUCUAAAAAUAAUAACAUGUUCGAAUAGAUGUUCAGCAGACUAUAUGUAAUUAAAAUUUGCAAAUGAAUGAAAGGAGCCAUUAAUGAUGGUUGAUCGUCCUAUAUAUACAUUAAUGAAGUGGCCGAGCAUGCAAUUCAAUCAAUCAAUCGAAAUAAUUUGUAUAGCGCCAAAUUCUAUCACAUGAAGUAAUGUUCUGUGGCGAUGAAUGACGAUGAUAUAAUUUAAGAGUGUACAAAAUGGUUAUUCUCAUUAUUAAGUUAAAAUGUAUUUUUCUUCACUAGUACUACUACUACUACUACUACUACUACUGCUGCUGCUGCUGCUGCUGCUGCUACUACUACUACUACUACUACUAAUAAUAA